ACAUCAACAUUAAUCUCAUUCAUUAUGAAAUUCAUCAUUAUUAUCCUCUUCAUCAUCAUGGUGGCAUCAACCACACAAGCUGUACGUAUCAAUUCAAUAAGUCGUCCACAAUCAUUUCGUUCGGGUACUGCCAUCGAAGUUAUAUUGGAUUGUGAUUUCAGUAUCGAUGACAACGAUGAAAUGCUUGUAGUCAAAUGGUUUCUCAAUGAUGAUUCACAACAUAUAUAUCAAUGGAUACAAUCACGUGAUUAUCGGAUAUAUUCAGAUAAGAUUAAACCAUAUGUGGAUGAGAAUUUUUUUGUUCAAGAUCCUAAAACUCGUCAUCGAGCUAUACGAUUAUUAAAUCCACCGGCAAUUUUAAGUGGAAAAUAUACGUGCAGUGUUAGCUCAUUACAAAAUGAAGAAAUCAAUUCGACCUAUUUAGUUAUCUAUGAACCAGCACGAUCAUUUGAGAUGGCCGCAAUUGAAGAUGAAGAAAAUGAUCAUCAUGAUGGUAACGAUAAUGAUGAUGAUGAUGGAUUUAACAUAACCUGUACUGCUUUUGGUAUUUAUCCUGAGCCGGAGAUAAAAUUAUUGAAAAUCAAAUCAAUCAACGAAACAUUAGAAUCAUAUGAAAUUGAAUCUAAUACAACUACAAUAAUAUCAUUUCGAUCAAUGACGAAUGGAUUUUAUUCGAUAACACUUGUAUCGCAUAUCGAACAGAAUCAAUCAUCAACGACAACUAGUAUGGCUCAAAGUAAUAAUGAACUGAAUCCAUCUCGUGCAAGGCUAUCAUUGAAAUCACAACCAUCAUCAUCAUCAGCAACAACAAUGAAUCAAAUAGCUGAACAUUAUGAAUGUAGAUUAUCAAUACCGAAUACUGAUUAUGUUGAAGUGAAACGAUUGGCCAUACAAGAUGGUUGGCGAACCAAAUGGCGUUCGAAUGCUGCAUCAACAUUAUCAUCUUUCUCAUCUUGGUCGAUAAUACCAACCAUCAUUUUCAUAUUAUUUUCAGUGACCCUUGUGUUUCGAUGGUAAUCAACUUGUAUAUGGUCUGGAUACAAACAAACAAACGAAAAAAAAAGAAAAUUGAAUGGAUAGAAAAUCAGUAUGGGGAAAUAAUAAAUACACAGAAUUCAGGCAUAACCACAUAACCACAACAGCCAAAGUUAAUUUAGCCUGUUGGCAAUAAAAUAAAAACUAAUUCAACCAUUGAAUAAUGAAAUGAAUCCAACCACUAUACAUUUCGCUGACUGGUAAACAAAUGCACACCUUUAUUUAAUUAAAAAAAAGUUUCCAUACACAACAUCAACCAUGGAACUAUAACGGAUAUAAAAUUUUCAUCAAAAAUUAUGGCCCGAAUAAUGGAUGAUUUCAGAAUAUAUAUAGAAUUUUAUAUUUUUUUCAAUCAUCUCUACCACCACUAUCAAUUCAUCCAUCCAUUCAUUCAUUUUGUUUGUUCGUCGAGUCGAAACUCUAGUCUCUUUUUUACUACAGAAUAUAUUUUGUCAAUCUAUUUCAUCAUUUAUUCAUACAUCAUCAUUCAAACAGUUCUUUAAACAGUUAUUGAUUGAUUUUUCUCAUCACAUAGAUCAUCAAUUUCCGUUAAAUAGUUGCGAUUUUUUUUUGUUCAUUUCAUUUCUACAUCGUAUUAUUUUGAUAAUCAUUGUACUUAUAAUAAUUAUUAAUGUGUUGUGUAUAAAAGGAAAAUCUACUAUAUCACUUUUGCUUCCAUUUCAUAUAUUUCCUUUGUUAUUAUAUGUCUAAUUCUAUUUCCUUUUCAAAUGUAAGUUCACAAUCAUCUACUUCCACCCUUACCUUGUGCCUAUUGUAAAACGAUGAUUUUUUUUUCGUUUCAUCGAUUGCUUUUUGCCAUUUAAACCACUGUGUAAAUACCCUGAUGGCCCAAACUUUUUUCCCUUCCCAAUAAAAAUCGAUGUUAUUUUUUCAUGAUGAAAAGACACUUUUUUUUAUUUUUGAACAAAUAAAAUUAUUG
Dermatophagoides farinae (American house dust mite) is the source of this 1975-nucleotide messenger RNA. RefSeq lists its product as uncharacterized. The record is from RefSeq and is a predicted model, not a curated record. Lineage: Eukaryota; Metazoa; Arthropoda; Arachnida; Sarcoptiformes; Pyroglyphidae.